Zingiber officinale is the source of this 1926-nucleotide messenger RNA. Its product is annotated as cyclin-B2-1-like. Gene Ontology annotation, cellular component: cyclin-dependent protein kinase holoenzyme complex; centrosome; nucleus. The record is from RefSeq and is a predicted model, not a curated record. The transcript has 12 exons. Gene Ontology annotation, biological process: mitotic cell cycle phase transition; regulation of cyclin-dependent protein serine/threonine kinase activity. Gene Ontology annotation, molecular function: cyclin-dependent protein serine/threonine kinase regulator activity. NCBI's taxonomy places the organism in Eukaryota, Viridiplantae, Streptophyta, Magnoliopsida, Zingiberales, Zingiberaceae. The coding region runs from base 319 to 1605 and encodes 428 amino acids.
UUUCUUAUUUUUUCCCCCCUAUCCCGUUUUCGCUCUCUCGCAAAUACCGAGGAGAGAGUGAGAGAGUAGCGGAGAAGAGGGCGUUAAAUUCCCCCCGUCGAGGCGUAGAUUCGAUCAGGUUUGUAGGGCUUCGAUUGAUUCUUCCCCUCGCCACCUUCGGAUUGGAAGCCCCGGCGGCUUCUCAGGUACCGGAAUUCGGAAAGGAAGGUGGCGGAGGAGAAUCUGCUUUUAAAAAAGCUAAAAAAUCGCUCUUUUUGGUGCUACUUCUCUUUCGGAGUUUUCUUGAAUGCUGAGUGAGCCACCGGGAUCAGAGAGGCAAUGGAUGUAGUUGGCGGUAGUGAGCAAGGCAUAAUGCAACCUAAGACUUCUCGAGAAAUGGGCAAUCGAAGGGCAUUGAGGGACAUAAAGAAUCUGUUGGGGGCACAACGUAACCCUUAUGUGGUGACCAAGAAGGGAUUGACGGACAGCAAAAUAAAUUUAGAUGAUCAGAAUCCUGCACUUGGUGCCCGACGACCAAUUACAAGGAGAUUUGCUGCUACAUUGGCAAACCAAUCGCAAGCUCACAAUCAGGAUUCCAAGGAAAAUUAUCAGCAAAUUGGGAAUGACAGAGAGCAUGCAGCAGCCAUACAGCCUGAUGUGAGUUUGAGUUCUGUAGAUACUUCUACAGACCUAGAUUUCGAUUUUCACAACUCAAGCAUUGGGUUGCUAUUGCCUAUGUCAGAUGAAAUGGAUAGCUCUGAUCUCGAGGAGGUUGAAAUGGAAGAAAGUGUGGUGGAUUCGAUGCCUGAUAUUGAUAGCUGUGACCACGAUGAUCCACUGGCAGUAGUUGAUUAUGUAGAUGAUAUAUACAGAUUGUACAGGAAAACAGAGGAUGAAAGUUGUGUGGACCCUAACUACAUGUCCAAGCAGUUUGAUAUCAAUGGAAAAAUGCGGGCUAUUCUCAUUGACUGGUUGAUAGAGGUGCAUUAUAAAUUCGAAUUAAUGGAGGAGACACUUUUUCUGACUGUAAAUAUUAUCGAUAGAUUCUUAGAAAGUGAGACGGUAGUAAGGAAAAAACUUCAGCUGGUUGGAAUUACAGCAUUGUUUCUUGCUUGCAAGUACGAGGAAGUGUCCGUUCCAGUUGUUGAGGAUUUGAUCUUAAUUUCUGACAAAGCUUACACUAGGACUGAAGUUCUUGAAAUGGAAAAACUUAUUGCAGGGACAUUGCACUUCAAUAUGUCCAUUCCAACUCCUUGCGUCUUCAUGAAAAGGUUUCUCAAGGCAGCUGAAUCUGACCGAAAGUUGGAGCUUCUUUCUUAUUUCAUCAUAGAGCUCUCUUUGGUUGAGUACAAGAUGCUCAAAUUCUGCCCUUCGUUACUGGCUGCUGCAGCAAUAUAUACCGCACAAUGCGCCCUCAAAGGGCAGGAGGAAUGGACAAAAACUUGCGAAUUGCACACUGCCUAUUCAAAGAGCCAGCUACUUGAAUGCUCUAUGUUGAUGGUGGAUUUCCACCUCAAGGCUGCAACUGGAAAACUCACUGGAGUACAUAGGAAAUACAGUACUUUUAAGUAUGGAUGUGCAGCAAGAACAGAAGCUGCUAUUUUUCUACUGGAAACUAAUCCUUAGUGUCCUGAUAAAAGAGGUGCUGCUGAAUGACUUUUAAUAUGGCUAGAACCACGAACUUGUGGGGGUUCAUUGAAGCAACAAAAGUUGCAGUGCCAUCAUGAUGUCUGUAUGCAAAAACACAUGUAUUUUGAGAUUGGAAAUCAACUCUACUAUAACGUUGUUGUACCACUGAUUCUACAUUACAAAUUUGAUGUGUAAUUGUAUAAUGAUUUUCUUUUCAAGGUAGGUGGCUAAGAUUAACUUUUUACUGAAAUCUUUGUAAGAUGUAUUGUGUCCUAAUGAUAUUUUCCAUAAUUCUUCUAGUCCAUCAAUGAGUUCUAA